AUGCAGGCUCUCGAAGCCGCCUCGGAAACCGCCGGCGUCAGCACCGAUGCCCUGAUGGAAAACGCCGGCCUGGCCUGCGCCCUCCGCAUUCGCCAACGCAUGGGUGGAGCUGCCGGUCGCCUGGUCCUGGUCCUGGUCGGACCCGGCAACAACGGCGCCGAUGGGCUGGUCGUGGCCCGGCACCUACGCCGGUGGGGCGCCGACGUGUGCUGCUAUAUCGUCCGCGGACGGCCCGCCGAUGAUCCAAAGAUGACCGACGCUCUGGCUUACGGCGUGGCGGUUGUCGACUCCUCGGAAGACCACGGCCGGCCCAACUUGGGCCGGCUUUUGGGCAGCUGCCAUCUGGUCGUCGACGCAAUCCUCGGCGCUGGUCGCUAUCGUCCCUUGGAUGGCCUGGUCGGGGAUGUCACUGUCCUCGUCAAUAGUAUCCGUUCGGACCGGCCGGAUCUCUCCGUCGUCGCGGUGGACUUGCCUACCGGUGUCAACCCGGACACUGGCGCCGCCGAUCCGCGCGCCAUCGUCGCUGACGAGACCCUGGCCCUGUGCCACCCCAAGCACGGCAUCGCCAAUUUCCCCGGCGCUGGCCUCGCCGGCCGGGUCACCGUACUCGAAAUCGGGCUGCCCGCUGUGGUAUCCGCGGCGGCCGAUGCUGACCUUCCCACCGAAUGGAUGACCCCGGCGUCAGCCCGUGCCCUCAUUGCCGACCGGCCGCUCGUUUCCCACAAGGGUACCUUCGGUCACCUCAUGAUCGUGGCCGGCUCACGCAAUUUCGUCGGCGCGGCCUCUCUCGCCGCCCAAGGUGCCCAUCGCGUUGGCGCGGGCCUCGUCACGCUCGCCGCUCCAGAUUCGGUUUAUCGUCUCGCCGCGUCUCGCCUCACCGAGACCAUCCACCUGCCCCUUCCCGAGGAUGCUGACGGGCGUAUCGACCCGUCCGCUGCCGACGUCAUCCUUGAGCGACUCAACAACUACUCAGCUUUGGCAGUGGGUUGCGGUUUGGGUUUGUCCGACGGUACCGCGACCCUCAUCGAACGUCUGUUGUUGCUGGGCGAAAACCCGCCCGCUCUGCCAACCGUCAUCGACGCCGACGGGUUGAACAACUUGUCACAAUGCGCCGAUUGGGACAAAAGGUUGCGCGCCCCCACAGUGCUGACUCCUCACCCCGGGGAGAUGACAACCCUCACCGGACGCCCCACCGUAGAGGUCCAGGCCGACCGUUUGGAAAUCGCCAGCCAGUCGGCGAAGGGUUGGCGGCAAACGGUACUGCUCAAAGGGGCCCACACCGUCGUCGCUUCCCCAGGCGGUCAACGCUGCAUCCUUCCUUUCGCCAAUCCGGCCUUGGCCGCCGGCGGGACCGGUGACGUACUCACUGGGGUCAUCGGCGGGCUGUUGGCCCAGGGCGUCGCCCCCUAUGACGCCGCGCGGCUUGGCGGUUUCCUUCACGGCACCGCCGCCGACCGGGUUCGGUCGCAACGCGGCGAUGCUGGGGUCGUCGCCAGCGAUCUGCUGGAUCACUUGCCCGCCGUGAUCGCAGAUCUUCGCGGGCCGCGAGCGACCCGUGUUUAG
Molecule: messenger RNA, 1563 nt
Organism: Geodia barretti
Lineage: Eukaryota; Metazoa; Porifera; Demospongiae; Tetractinellida; Geodiidae
Source: the annotation of a GenBank genome assembly